Molecule: messenger RNA, 2659 nt
Organism: Platichthys flesus (European flounder)
Lineage: Eukaryota; Metazoa; Chordata; Actinopteri; Pleuronectiformes; Pleuronectidae
Gene: ugp2b
Product: UDP-glucose pyrophosphorylase 2b
Exons: 10
Coding region: 188-1714 (508 amino acids)
Biological process (GO): glycogen metabolic process; UDP-alpha-D-glucose metabolic process
Cellular component (GO): cytoplasm
Molecular function (GO): UTP:glucose-1-phosphate uridylyltransferase activity
Source: RefSeq, a predicted model, not a curated record
AAGGAGCUGCAAACCUCUGACUGCUGAUGAAUGAGCCUCGAGGAAACUUUUGUAUUUGACCUCUUCCAGGAGAUGUUACCGUUAAUAACACUCUGGACCUGAUAGUUGGAAAUUUUGCGUUUUUAUCGGCCCUGGAUUGACUUUAUCUUUUAACUGUAUUGUUGUUGAGCUACUUGGCAGCUGGAACAUGGCACUUUAUCUAGAAGGUCUGAGUAAAGGAGUGGCCAACGGAGGGAUGGCUCAGUUCCAGGAAAUGAUGCGGCAGCAGCUGGAGAGCUCCAUGCACACGGAGCUGGAGAAACUGCUGGACACCACCACAGGGGCCGAGAGAGAGGUGUCCAGGAAAGACUUCGAGGGCUUCAAGAAUCUCUUCCACAGAUUCCUGCAGGUGAAGGGGCCGUCGGUCGAGUGGAUCAAGAUACAAAGACCUCCAGAGGACUCGAUCCAGCCCUAUGACAGGAUCGAGGCUCGCGGCCUGCCGGACAACGUGGCCGACUGUCUGAACAAGCUGGUGGUGGUGAAGCUGAACGGGGGCCUGGGCACCAGCAUGGGCUGUAAGGGCCCCAAGAGCCUGAUCAGCGUCCGCAACGAGAACACCUUCCUGGACCUCACUGUGCAGCAGAUAGAGCACCUGAACAAGACGUACAACACGGACGUGCCCCUGGUUCUCAUGAACUCCUUCAACACAGACGAAGACACAAAGAAGAUCCUUCAGAAGUACACACACCACCGCGUCAAGAUCCACACCUUCAACCAGAGCAGGUAUCCUCGCAUCGACAAGGAGUCGCUCCUCCCUGUGGCCUCCAGCUUGAACAUGAAGGGUCAAGGCACAGAAGGCUGGUACCCUCCGGGCCACGGCGACAUCUACGCCAGCUUCUACAACUCGGGCCUGCUGGACCAGCUGAUCCAACAGGGCAAGGAGUACAUCUUUGUGUCCAACAUCGACAACCUGGGGGCCACCGUGGACCUGCACAUCCUGCACCACCUGGUCAGCCAGCCCAACGGCAAGCGCUGCGAGUUCGUCAUGGAGGUGACGGACAAGACGCGUGCCGACGUGAAGGGCGGCACUUUGAUCCAGUACGAAGGAAAACUGCGUCUGCUGGAGAUCGCCCAGGUGCCCAAGGCCCACGUGGACGAAUUCAAAUCGGUUUCCAAGUUCAAGAUCUUCAACACCAACAACCUGUGGAUCUCUCUGGCUGCCAUCAAGAGGCUGCAGGAGCAGAAGGCCAUGAACAUGGAGAUCAUCGUCAACCCCAAGACUCUCGAUGGAGGACAGAACGUCGUCCAGCUGGAGACGGCGGUGGGCGCGGCCAUCAAGAGCUUCGACUUCGCUCUGGGGAUCAACGUUCCUCGCAGCCGCUUCCUGCCGGUGAAGACCACGUCCGACCUGCUGCUGGUCAUGUCCAACCUGUACAGCCUGGACGCCGGCUCGCUCACCAUGAGCCCCAAGAGGGAGUUCCCCACCACGCCGCACGUCAAACUGGGCAGCUCCUUCACACAGGUUCAGGAAUACCUGACCCGCUUCGAGAGCAUCCCCGACAUGCUGGAGCUCGACCACCUCACCGUGUCCGGAGACGUCACGUUUGGAAAGAACGUUUCCCUCAAGGGCACCGUCAUCAUCAUCGCCAACCACGGCGACCGGAUCGAUAUCCCCGCCGGCUCCAUGCUGGAAAACAAGAUCGUGUCCGGUAACCUGCGCAUUCUGGACCACUGAGGCCUUUCUACAACCCCCCCCCCCCGCAUCAUGUGAUCCCGUUUGGUUUCUAUCGCAGUCAUGUGACCCGUUUGUCAUGUUACCGACACAGACAGUGUGUGAUGCAUGUGCAGCUCUGCUGAACGUGUGUAGCUUGCAUAUACUGCCCCCUACAGGCUUCUUAAGAAUUAUAUCAGAGGUUUAUGAUUUAUAUCGAAAUAAUCACAGCUGUCACUUUACAUAGACAUUUAGAAGUCAUAAGAGAAACCAACAGAUUUUAUAGUAUUUUAGAUUUUGUCCAUUUCCUCGUCAAAUAGUGAAAUCUGCCAGUAACAGCUAUUUGGUAAAGACAAUAAUAAAACUGAUGACAUCAUCAUUUGUCUCAUGCUAAGAAUCAGGAUCAACUACAGAAAGAAUCUGAAUUAUAAACAAAUAAUUGAAAAUGUUGAAACACGCGGAUCACGAUGUUAAAGUGACGAUCUGCAGUAAAACCUGGAGGCGGAUAUCGUUUAAGUCAUAUUAAUAUAAUAUUUGAACAUCCUGCUCACAAACAAACAACCAGCUAUGAAAACGUGUCGUCUCUGUAGCUUCUGGAUUUAACGACUUUUAUUCAGGCGACGUAACGACGCCGUGAAGUUUUAUGUAAAAAAAAAAAGAUAUAUAAAAAGAUAAAAAGUAAAAGUGAAGACGUCUCUGUUCAGUCCGGCUGUGACACACACCACCCUGUGCAUUGUGUUGUUUUCUCCAGUCAGUUCACAUGUUGACCUUCAUGUUGUGUGAAACCUCGUGCCUCCAUCGGUGUCUCACGUCCUUCUGCCUUUCAGCCUCACACGAGCACCACAAGUCAUUUGAAAACAAACGUGUACAUACGCAGAGUUUCAGACUGAAAGCAAUAAGUGUUGAUCUGUGACGAGGUCCCAGCUCCGCCUCCUCUGAGCCGAAUAAAGUGCAAUAUUAAAAAACUGA